AUGUCUUCGAAUCCUACUAGUCAUUUUGUUAUUAUACCUAACCGUCCAAUUGCUCAAGAGAAUGGUGAAAUAAAUCAAGGUUCAUUAAAACUUCACUAUUGGGAAUGGCAAGGUCAUCAACCUACUAUACUUUUUUGUCAUGCUGCUUCAUUUCAUGGUCGAUAUUUUCGAGGUCAUGGUCGAUCACAAACACAUCCUCCACCUUAUCAUGUUCGAUGGCAUGGAGAAGAUGUUUUACAAUUUAUUGAAACACUCAAUCUUAAUAAAGAUAAUCUUAUUGGUAUUGGUCAUUCUAUGGGUGGAUAUGCAUUAAUAUAUGCUGCAGCAAUAGCAUCAACACGUUUAUUUCGAUCUUUACUUCUAUUUGAUCCUGGUAUUAUUCCUCGUUUAUUAUAUGAUAUGUUAGAAAAAUUAGAAAAACGUGAACCAUUUUCACGAUGGUCAAAAGAUAUUCUUCGAAAUUAUUGUACUUAUGCAUUAGAUGAAAAUUCUAAACUUAUAUGUAAUUCAGAAGGAGAACAUUCUAUGUAUCAAUCAAGUUUACAAACUAAUUCAAAUAUUUAUCCAUUUAUUGAACAAUCAAAAUUUAUUCAAGAUAUUCCAAUACAUAUCGUAAGAUCAUCAUUUCCAUUGAUUGUAGGUCAAUUUGAUACAUCACCAACAGCACCUGAUCUUGUAAAAUGGUUUCAAAAAGGACGAGAUACUCAAAUGAAAAAUGCUACACAUUUAUUUCCAAUGGAACAACCAGAGUUAAUAAUUGAUUUUGUGAAAGAAAUGAUUAAAGAUAAUAUACGUUCGCAACUUUAA
Messenger RNA from Rotaria sordida, 807 nucleotides. NCBI's taxonomy places the organism in Eukaryota, Metazoa, Rotifera, Eurotatoria, Philodinida, Philodinidae. The record is from the annotation of a GenBank genome assembly.